AAAAACUGAAAACAACAAACAAAAUGAAUAAAAAUAUACUGUAUAAGGUUUGGCAAAAAAUAAAAAUAAACUAUAUAAUUGUGAAAAUAAUUCAUAAUUAAACAAGUGAAGAAAAAAAGCCAAAAUUGGCCAAGUGAUUACAGACUUUUAGCCCGAAAGUACCAACCACAACUGAGAUGGCUUUCAAGUACACUACUAGUACACUUAUUGUGACACUUUUCACAAUUGUCAUUCAACAAAGGCAACACUAUUGUUUGGCCGACAAUGUUUACUUUCCCAGCAAGGAGGUGAAACUCAAUCUGCCCAUAAACGAGGAAUCGGAGAGCCUCUUCUCGAAGAUGCCGCUGGCCCAGUUCCAAGUCCUGCAUAUGGAGAGCAACCAACUGGCCACUGACUACAUCUACAGCCUGGAGGACAACUCCCUGCUGCGAAUCAAUAUCACCUCUGGGGAGAUAUUCAUGCGAACGGACUACAAGCCCCUGAACGGAAGCGUGAAAUAUGUGGUCACUGCCUUUCCCAGAGAGCAGCCGGAGAACGAACUGCUGCCCGUAACCCAUCUCACCUUGGAGGUUGUUCCGCAAUCACUGGAGGACUAUUGCGAAGAGUUGGAGAACGUUUGCUUUUGGAGCAGUGCCCAGUACAGUAUAGCGGAAUCGCAUGGGGAGUACAGGAGACGAGAGUCCUUCGAACCGGUGCUCAUAGGAGCUUUAAGUUCCAGAGCAGCCAGGUACCUUUGCCACGUGACUCUGGAUUACUCCAUCACGACGGGCAGUUCCCAUUUCAUCCUGAAACAAAACCGGCUCUACUCCCGGAAGCCUCUGGAUCACGACGAACUCAACGGCCUGAACGCCAAAGCGGGUGAGCUCUAUACCAGGAUUACCUGCACCGCCAAACUGUUCAACAAGGAGCUGAAGAAAUUCUCACGCGCCUUCGACAUCAAGCUCCUCGAUCGCAACGACAAUGGACCAAAGUUGCAGGAGAGCGAUUCCAAGUUCGAUUUCUUUAUGGAUCAUCCCUUUUUCCAGGCGAACGAGGAGGUGGGCGAGAAAAUCAUCUACCUGGACAAGGACACGCUGGCAGCGAAUGCUCAACUGGUCUACGCCGUCCACAAUGACACCAAAGAUCUGCUCCGUCCGGACUGUCACGCCUACGAGGCUGAUCACACAGGCCGCCCCCACACCAUAGUCAGUUGUCAACUUCGUUUUUCACGCAGUGGAGUGUUCCAUGAAACUCCUUACUGCGUCUCCUUGGAGUCCCGGGAUCACACCAUCGUAGGCCACAACGUUCAAAUGUCAGCUACUGCCGACAUUUGCAUCCACAUCGACCUGAGAAACCUGCAUGGGACGCACCCGGCGCUACCCCAGGCCCUUCCGCUGCGAUCCCCGGUACGCAGAAUAUUCGACGAUGAUGACUUCCACGGGGAUUCGGGGUCUCGUGGCCGGGGUCCCGUCACAGUGGACUACGAGAAGGACGUCUCUGUGUACCGGACUGCAUCUGCUUAUAACAGGGUGGCUCAGCCGGACAGUUUUCAGGACCUGAUGCGGAUGCGCUCAAUUCGAUUCAACAUCGUCGAGGAUCGGAGCGGGGCCUUUGACAUCACCCCGACAGCGGGGAUUGUGUAUGUGAGGAAUCCCCAGGCCUUGGCGGAGGCGCCCGAGACUAUAUACUUCCUAAACGUGACCUGGAUGGACAAGGAGCAACUCGCCCACGUCCGGGUGAUCAAUGUGCAUCUGGUCCAGGGAAGGCCCGAGAACACUAGCUGCGAACUGCAGCUUAAAUCUCGUUCGCAGACCUGCGCCCAGGUGAAGUACAGGAGUCAGUGCAAUCAGUUCUGUGGCCUGGCCACCGGCGGCGGAUCCUGCCAGUGGCGAGGCUCCAGCUCGGCAAUGUUUAGCAUCCGCUAUGGAUCAUGUGUUCCCGAGGCGCGAUAUUGUCCGGAUCGUGUGUGCGAUCCUCUAGAGGAGCUCAAUCCGAUGGCCUGCCCCCAAGACUGUACACCAGCGAACAAGAUAGUGGGCCCCCAUUCGACGAAUGAGAACAAACGGGGCAUCUCUAGUGGAUCGGGGACCUGCAUUUGCGAGGACAACGGCCGGUGCUCCUGUGCUCCAUUGGACGAAGAGCCCAAGACAAAGAAACCACGGAAGCGAAAGAACGAAACGGAUGCGGAAACCCUUCUGGCGAGAAAGAGUGCCACUAGAGAUCAAUCCAUGCAGGAUCCUGUGCUCCUGGGUGUCCUAAACGUAGCCGGUUUCGAAUGCAAUAGAUCCUGCAUGUUUUUCCUCAUAAGCUGCCCGUUGGUUGUGGUUUUCCUGCUCCUCUGCUUGCUCCUGACCCAACGGAAGAUGAUAAAGCGGCGUCUGGGCAAGCAGUCCUUGACACCAUCCACCAAACAAGCUCCCGCAGAGCCUGGCGAUGGAGAUCUUCCCCUAAUGCCGCUUCAGAGUGGAUUCAAGUUUGAGAGCUCCGAUGGCAAAUGGGAGUUUCCCCGGGAAAAACUCACCCUCGAUGUGGUGCUGGGUGAGGGUGAAUUCGGUCAAGUCCUGAAGGGUUAUGCCACGGAGAUAGCAGGACUACCGGAUGUAACCACUGUGGCGGUGAAGAUGCUAAAGAAGGGCGCUAAUUCCGUGGAGUACAUGGCUCUGCUGUCCGAGUUCCAGCUGCUCCAGGAGGUCUCACAUCCGAAUGUAAUCAAGCUUUUAGGAGCCUGCACAACAUCCUCGGAACCGCUUCUCAUCAUCGAAUAUGCCCGGUAUGGUUCCCUAAGGAGCUAUCUUCGGCUGAGCCGCAAAAUUGAGUUUUGUGGUGUGGAUUUCGCGGACGGGGUGGAGCCCGUCAGUGCCAAGAUGAUGCUUACCUUUGCCUGGCAAAUUUGCAAGGGAAUGGCUUACCUCACGGAACUCAAGUUGGUUCACCGGGAUUUGGCCGCUCGGAAUGUCCUUUUGGCGGAUGGCAAGAUUUGUAAAAUAUCCGAUUUUGGCCUGACCCGAGAUGUCUACGAGGAUGAUGCCUACUUAAAACGUUCCAGAGAUAGGGUUCCUGUCAAGUGGAUGGCCCCCGAAUCCCUGGCGGAUCAUGUGUACACCAGCAAAUCGGAUGUUUGGGCCUUCGGCGUUCUCUGUUGGGAAUUAAUAACCCUGGGAGCUUCUCCGUAUCCUGGCAUAGCGCCUCAGAAUUUGUGGUCCCUUUUGAAGACGGGAUACAGGAUGGAGAGGCCGGAGAACUGUUCGGAGGAAGUAUACUCUACUGUGCGGGGCUGCUGGGCGGACGAACCAAAUGGGAGACCAUCGUUCAAGUUUCUGGCCUCGGAGUUCGAAAAACUGCUCGGAAACAAUGCUAAGUAUAUCGACCUGGAGACGAAUGCCGUUUCGAAUCCCUUAUAUUGCGGCGAUGAUGCCGCACUAAUGACCCCCAGCGACUUGGCUGAGCCGGACUCCCUGCAGCAUUUGUGGUGGCCACCCAAGGUUGCCUACGAUAUCCACGAUCAGGGAACCAGCUACGACCAGUCUGAGGCAGAGAUGCCAACCAUUUCCAUGGCACCACCUGGGUACGACUUGCCACGCCCCCUGAUUGACACCAACUCCAAGGAGCAGGUGUUGAGAUACGAGAACGAUUUGAGGUUUCCUUUGAAUAUCCGAAAGUCCAGCUGCACUCCCAGCUACAGCAACAUGACAAGUGGCUCUCCCGUGGCCACAGCUCUGCCCCAAUAUGCAGUGCCUGUUAAGAGGAAUCACUCCUAUCUCGACAUGACCAACAAGAGUCUCAUUCCGGAUAAUCUGGACAGCAGGGAUUUUGAAAAGCAUCUUUCGAAAACGAUCUCCUUCCGCUUCUCCAGUUUGCUGAAUCUAAAGGAGACGACAGAAGCAUCUCCGGGACAGCAGCAGGAGGAAAAUGCUGUCUAGAGCAAGAUUCUUUUCCAUCCUUCGAUGUGUAUAGUUUCUCCCACCUACUAAGUUCCACAGUGUCUCAAUGGCGCCUGUUUUUCAGUUCAAAGUGUUUGUUGAUUAGUUUUAGUUUUACGUUUAAUCUUAUAGCUUUAUUCCAAUGCCAAAAAAUAGAUUGAAAACGAAUCGAAUUAGAUUUCGAAUACUCCAAAGCAUUUAUAAGAAAGUAAAUAAUACUUACUCCAAUUAAAUCAUAACCUUUUGACCUUCAAUUACAUAAAUGCAUUUAAAAAUCCAUUCUUUUUAUGCCAAUUUUUAUAAAAUCUAACAAGGCUUAUGCAGUGAACAAAUAUUUUAAAGUUUUAAGAUAAUAAAUAAUACUUUUUGUACAAAUCUAGAUAUAGGGAUCGUAUAUCGUUUAAUUUCAAGAGCUUAUAGUGUGCCUAAUUUUAAUUAAUUACUUUUUAAUACAUCUCCUAGUGUUCCUUUUAGUUAGUCUUCUAUAAAAUGUGAUUAAGCGAUUUUUUAAAUGUUUAGGUUAAAAUUGAAUUUUAUUUUUCAGUCAUAGGUUAAGAGUUGCAUUCAUCUUCAUCACAUUAAAAAAUUCACAUUCAUAAAAGGUUUAUUUGGUACACCUGGUACUUGACUAAAUUUACAAGCAACCUGCACCCACAAUCUCACAGGCACUUUAGAUUUUUAGGCUUUUGGGCGCUUUUACUUAUUUAUCUAAGAUUCAUUUUUAACUGCCAAAUAGCGAUCAACCAAUGGACUGUAAAUAUUUGUACGUAUUGCAUAUGCUAUUAAACAUUAAACUUUAAAUUAUAUAAAUAAAAUGUAAACUUGUGCAAACAAUCCACAUAAAGCAAAUAAAGAAACAACUUUACGCCAACAAAAA
This is a messenger RNA of Drosophila ananassae, 4776 nucleotides long. RefSeq lists its product as uncharacterized. The transcript is spliced from 6 exons. Gene Ontology annotation, molecular function: transmembrane receptor protein tyrosine kinase activity; ATP binding. NCBI's taxonomy places the organism in Eukaryota, Metazoa, Arthropoda, Insecta, Diptera, Drosophilidae. The record is from RefSeq and is a predicted model, not a curated record. Gene Ontology annotation, biological process: multicellular organism development; positive regulation of kinase activity; protein phosphorylation. Bases 177 to 3899 code for a protein of 1240 amino acids. Gene Ontology annotation, cellular component: axon; signaling receptor complex.